GUUUGUCUGAGGAAUGUUACAGGAAUGCAUUAUUAAAGUGGAUUUUAAGCCUUUUUUAUCUUGUGUGCAGUCUCUUCUGUUCCUGAUUUUGAAGCUUCUGGGUAUGUGCAGAUUCAGCCUAGCUCCUGCCCCAGGGCUCAGCGUGGCCCCAUUUGCUGCGAUGUCUGCAGGAGAAGCCAAGUACCACCCACUGGUGCAGGCACUCAUUCACCUCGCUGCAGGGGCAGCAGGGGGUGUGGCAUGUGUGGUGAGCGGGCAGCCUUUUGACACAAUCAAGGUGAAGAUGCAGACCUUCCCCACCAUGUACCAGGGCUUCUUUGACUGCUCGAUCAGGACGUACCAGCAGGAGGGGCUCCGCGGGCUGUACCAGGGGACCCUGCCAGCCCUGCUGGCCAAUGUGGCAGAGAACGCCGUGCUGUUUGCUUGCUAUGGGUUCUGCCAGCAGCUGGUCAGGCAGCUCUUUGGCUUGGGCAGCGUGCAGGAGCUGAGUGACCUGCACAGUGCGCUGGCUGGUUCCUUCUCCUCUGUCUUUUCCUCCAUGGUCCUGUGCCCCACUGAGCUGGUGAAGUGCCGCAUGCAGGCUUUGCAUGAGAUGAAAGUAACUGGGCGGGCAGCGAUAUCCUGUCACAGCUCGACCUGGGCUGUGGUGAAAGCCAUCUUUCACUCCGAGGGCCUGCUGGGCUUUUUCCAGGGCCUGACCAGUACAUGGCUGCGGGAGGUACCUGGCUACUUCUUCUUCUUUGGCGGCUAUGAAGUCAGUAGAAGUUUCUUCACUCAGGCUGGGAAGGUCAAGGAAGAUCUGGGUCCCAUCCCUCUCACAGUGAGUGGCGGGGUUGGGGGCGCCUGUUUCUGGCUGGCUGUUUAUCCCAUCGACUCGGUGAAGUCGCGGAUCCAGGUGCUGUCCAUGGCGGGGCGGCAGGAUGGCUUCUUGCUCUCCUUACUGCACAUUUUGAGGACAGAAGGUUUUGUGCCUCUUUACUGCGGACUGAUGCCCACAGUGAUACGUGCAGUCCCUUCCAACGGAGCUCUCUUCCUUGCAUAUGAAGUCACCAGGAAAAAGCUAAUGGAGCUGCUUGACAGGACGGCCUGAGAUUGGAGGUCAAAGCCUUAUCCCAGGAGGGGCAUCAGGACAACUGUAUAUGAGACUUGUCUUGAGCUGACAAGGCCAAAUCCACGUGUGAAGUUUCUCAGGGUGCUGGGUGGGGACAGACAGCUGCGACUGUCAUCAGAAGAGCCAUGUGACCUGCUCAGCCAUUUCAGUGCGGCAGCGAUUGGGCUCACCCCUAGAGAGCGCAGCCAUGCACCCUUUGACCUAGGCUGCUGCUUUCUCUAAGGCAUGUGCUGUUCAGUCUGUUGAGAACAAGGCUACCGUGUUCAACUGUGCUCUGGAGUGAGCGAACUGCAAUGCUCCUGCUGGCUUCAGCAGCUCAUGCAAAAUGGUUUUCCUUGUGUAAAUAACAAAGCUAAUCUUCCUGAGUGUUUGUGGGAAUUCAAUAAAGUCUCAGCUUGGAGAGGGCUUCUCUGUUUUUCCAGGGGCUGAUGGGACCCUGAGAACAGGCAGUCUCCAGAGGACAGAGGACCUGGCAGUGCAGCCUGGAGAGUAUUGGAGCCGAGCCUGGCCUGAUUGCUCUCUUGGUGAUGCUGUGGAAGGGCCCAGUAGUGUCCAUGGAAUAUUCUCUGUGUUGGAUCUUGUGGAACCCUGUACAAAAAGGUUAUGAAUAUCCAGAUAUGCGCUAUUUAUCUGCUGAUGUCUGUGUAGCCCACAGUCACCCUUACUCAUUGGACCAGCCAUACCUGGUCAGCUGCUCCAAGAAUGUGGUAGGCACUCUCCAGAAUGUCUUCUCCACUGCUCGUCUGCAACCUGUGCUUUCUUCUGUAACUUCUAGACCUUCUCUGGGUCCUAGCUAAACAUUUCCAUAUGCUGGGGAGAUGAGAAACAGGGUCAUUUACUGGGAAUGUGCUUUUUCCCAUGAGUAGAUGCAUUAGUUGAGUGAUUCUCAGCCAGGGUGCUGUGGCACCCUCAGGUGUCCUGAGAUCCCUUCAAGGGUGCUGUGGAGUGCUGGCAUUAUUAGGUGUGCAAACAUGAUCCACGAGAUAAUUCUGGAGAUUCCAAAUAGGAAUCCACAGUGAUAGAAACACUAUGAGACUUCAGAGAUUCGUGCAUGGUCAAUCUAUUAUUGGCUAUUCAGCAAAACGGGUGGAGAUGUUUCCUUUGGCAUCUCUCAUCCAAUAAUCGUGGAUGCCAGGGAGAGUAAUAAGGGAGAGAUCACUCUAGAUCUGUCCAAUUCAAUGCUCUUUCUCUAGUAUCUAGUCCUGCCACUGUUGGAGACAGGAUACUGGGCUAGAUGCACCAUUGGUCUGAGCCAAUCUGGCACUGCUGACGUUCUUGUGUAAAAACAUUGUGCCCUGUUGUGGUCUCUCGGAGUCCUUUCUGACAGAAUUAUUGCUGUUUUUUUUCAGUAGUUGAAAAAUGAGUGAAAACUAAGAGAUGGCAUUUUUCUAGGGUAUCUGGAGUCUAACAGAGGGGUGCCUUGAGU
This is a messenger RNA of Alligator sinensis (Chinese alligator), 2537 nucleotides long. Its product is annotated as mitochondrial ornithine transporter 1-like. Gene Ontology annotation, molecular function: L-ornithine transmembrane transporter activity. The record is from RefSeq and is a predicted model, not a curated record. NCBI's taxonomy places the organism in Eukaryota, Metazoa, Chordata, Crocodylia, Alligatoridae. Bases 14 to 1090 code for a protein of 358 amino acids. Gene Ontology annotation, biological process: mitochondrial L-ornithine transmembrane transport. The transcript is spliced from 7 exons.